Molecule: messenger RNA, 529 nt
Organism: Telopea speciosissima
Lineage: Eukaryota; Viridiplantae; Streptophyta; Magnoliopsida; Proteales; Proteaceae
Exons: 3
Coding region: 97-447 (116 amino acids)
Cellular component (GO): membrane
Source: RefSeq, a predicted model, not a curated record
UCAUUUGUACAUAACUCGGCCUCUGAAACUCUAGUUAUUAGAAAUCUCAAGUGAUUUAGCCAGAACUGAAACUGGGUCGCGCUUUGUUUCAAUUCAAUGGAGGGUAGCCACCGAAAAGGCUAUGCUUGGGCGAUUUUAGCCGGGCUUAACGCUGCCCUGGCUGCCAUUGUUGCUAAGCUAUUCUUUCCUCAGCUUAUCAAGUUUGGCCUGGUCAUAUUCUUCAAUGUGAUCAUGUGGGGAUGCUACAUAAGUAGCUUGAAAGCACUGUCAUCUCUGCAAGCUACAGUCACAAACUUUGCCACUAACUUUCUCUCUUCAGGUCUAGCAGGGUUCCUACUUUUUGAGGAAUCAUUGUCUCCUCAGUGGUUUGCAGGUGCUACCCUUAUUGUUCUUGGUGUUUUCAUACUUAGCAAAUCAAGCAUAGAGAGAAACGCUCACUCAGACUAGUGAUUUUGUUUGAUUCAGCUGCCUGUGUUCUGCUUGUCAAAGUUUUACAACCCGGAACCCAGUCUGCAACUGUCACUUUGUC